AUGAGUCUGUUCUUAAUUCCUCCUAAUAACUGUGAUAAGAUUGAGAAGAAAAUGAAUGAUUUUUGGUGGGGGCAAGGAGCAAAUAGUAGUGGAAUCAGGUGGAUGGCGUGGUACAAGUUGUGUGUAUCAAAAUAUGGGGGAGGCGUGGAGGUAAGAAACUUAAGAUGUUUUAAUACAGCGAUGCUAGCUAAGCAAGGGUGGAGGAUUUUGACUGAAGCACAUUCUUUGGUUUCUAAGCUUAUGAGAGCUCGUUAUUUCCCUGAUACGGAUUUAUUGAAUGCGAGGUUGGGUGUGAAUCCAAGUUAUUUAUGGCGUAGUAUCCUCUCUACUCAAGAUGCUAUCAAAGUAGCUUGUCGAAGGAGCAUUGGUGAUGGGACUAGUACUAAGGUCUGGAAGGUGCCCUGGUUACCAUGCGCGGGAAAUGGCUAUGUCUCUACAAAUUUAGUGCCUGAACUUCAGAAUAUUAAUGUCCAAAAUCUGAUGGAUAUUGAUAAAACAAAUACAUGGGACAAUGAUGUGUUGGAUGAUUUGUUUAAUGAUCGUGAUCGACAACUAAUUCCACGAGUUCCAAUUUCAUUUCGACGAAGAUGUGAUGCUUGGUUUUGGUUAUUUAAUCCUAAAGAUCAGUUUGCGGUGAGAAGCAUGUAUAAGAAGUUGCAGGGUCCUCAUGAAAUGGUGCUAAGGAGCUUCUGGCAUCAAUUAUGGAACUUAAAAAUCCCAGUAAAGUUGCUUGUUUUCUAUGGCCUGUCUGCAAGGGAUGUUUACCAACGAUGCUGGCCUUGA
Messenger RNA from Daucus carota subsp. sativus, 783 nucleotides. RefSeq lists its product as uncharacterized. The record is from RefSeq and is a predicted model, not a curated record. Bases 1 to 783 code for a protein of 260 amino acids. NCBI's taxonomy places the organism in Eukaryota, Viridiplantae, Streptophyta, Magnoliopsida, Apiales, Apiaceae. The transcript has a single exon.